Molecule: messenger RNA, 1473 nt
Organism: Trichomonas vaginalis G3
Lineage: Eukaryota; Parabasalia; Trichomonadida; Trichomonadidae
Product: biological adhesion protein
Exons: 1
Coding region: 1-1473 (490 amino acids)
Source: RefSeq, a predicted model, not a curated record
AUGAGUUUGGAGCGGAGACAGUAUGAAUAUAAACAAAGGCAGAGAGAAUUGAUAAGAAAUCAACAAAAAGACUUCCAAAGAGAAGUAGAGCAGAACAUUAAAUCUCAAGCAAACAAUAAUGCUGCAUUAAGAGCAUCCGUUAGAAGAAAAGCAAACGAAAGAAAACAAAUGGAUCAAGAAUUCGAAAUAUGCGAGAGAUUAUACAAUCAACGAAAAGAACUUGAAGAAAGAGAGCAGUUUUUAAGAGAACAAGAUAACAUUGCAAAGAAACUUUCGAAGCAGAAACAUAAAGAAAUUGUUGAUCAGAAAGUUAGGAAAGCAUUGCGCGAAGAAGUUCCAGAAUUACGUGAAUUACGCUCAAAAUUACAAACUGCAAUUAUUAAUCAGACACGUGAUAAUCAAAUUCGCCAGAAAGAACGUCAAAAACAGAUAGACUACGAAGAAGAAAUGGCAGGUGGAUUAGAAGCUAUCAAGAAAGAUAAAGAAGAUGAAAGGAAAGAAAUGGAAGCUGAGAGGAUGCGUCGUUACGAAAAUCAAGUACAACGGCAGCAACAACAGGCUCAACUUGAAGAAAGAGCAAGACGCCAGAAGCUUUUAGAAGAAGCACAACGCGAAGAAGAUGAAAGACAAAUGAAGGAAAAUAUGAGAAGAGAAAGAGAAGAAUACUUGCAAAGAAUGCGCGAAAAACAAGAAAAAGAAGAGCGCGAGAAAGCUGAAAUGGCCGAAUUCCUCAGACUUCGAGAAAUUGCAAAAGAGCAAGAAAGACUUCGAGAAGAAGAAGAAAAGAGACAAAUGGAAUCAUACUUGCGAGAUGUUGAUGAACGAUUACAACGAGCUAUUGAGAAACAAAGAGUUCUCAACGAGGAACGAGAAAGAAAUGCUGCACGACUUGGUCAGGACAUCUUGAGAAAGAAGAAGGAACAAGAAGAUUACGAAAAUCUUGUCAUCGAAUUAGCAGUUGAAGAAGAAAAAGAAAAACUCAGAAUUCGCGAAGAACAAGAGCAAGAGAGAAUUCGAAAACAAAUGCAAGAAGCUCAGGAAUACAUGAGACAACACCAACGAAUAAAGAUGGAACGGCAACAAAUGGAAAUAGAAGAAAAGAAACAAAUUGCAAAGUACCUACGAGAACAACAACAAAAGCUUUGCGAGCUCGAAGCAAUCGAACUUGAGAGAGCUCGUCUCAAGAUGCAGAAUUAUUACAAUGAGCUUGAAAAGCAAAUGCUUCUCAAAAAACAGAUGUAUGAAGCAGCAAGAGCAGAAGAAUUGAGGAAAUUGAGAAAGCAGCAAAAGCUUGAAAAGAAGAGGCUGAAGAUGAUUGAAGAGGAGAGAAGAGCUAUUAUUAUUGAACAUCUUGAAAGCUUUGGCGAAGAAGCUAUUAAAUAUCUUCCAAAGGGUGUAAUCAGGGAAGAUGAUUUGGAUUACCUUCCACAAAGAUUUGUUCAAGCAAUCUUGAAUCAGAAAGUGUUAGUAUAA